Messenger RNA from Danio rerio (zebrafish), 2516 nucleotides. The record is from RefSeq and is a predicted model, not a curated record. NCBI's taxonomy places the organism in Eukaryota, Metazoa, Chordata, Actinopteri, Cypriniformes, Danionidae.
GCGCUGCGAGUGUAUUCUGUGUUCCCUCUCUGUGUGUUCUCGGUGUUUUGUGCGCUGUGAGUGUUCGAGUGUGUGUCUGGGAGGGUCAUCAGUGAACUGCGCAGCUCUGAUCAUUCCCAGCAGCAGCAGUACAGCAGUGAACACAGUGCGGAUCUGCUGUGCUUCCGUGUGUUUCUGCAUGAUGAGGGAUGUUUGCUGAACACUGAGCCAUGCUGACGGAGCUGCAGAUGGGCCGGAGACGCUCCUCUGCACCGCUUCUGCUUCUGUUUCUGUGCUGCACUCCGGUCUCGGGCUCUGUGCUGGAUGAUCUGAUCUACAAACGCAGUGAAUAUCAGGAGAACUGCACUCGAUUCCUCACAGCCACUCUCCCUGCUGGAACUGGAACUUUCUGCAAUGGGACAUUUGAUGUUUUUGCCUGUUGGCCUCAUUCAUCUCCUGGGGUCGUCUCUGUACCCUGUCCUCCUUAUUUACCCUGGAUCAGAGAAGGUGCUACUGGAAACGUCUAUAAGGAAUGCACCGUCAACGGCACUUGGAAAACUGAGGAGAACUCCUCCAGCGUAUGGAGAAAUCAGUCAGAGUGCGAAAACCAUUAUUUUUUCAAGUCCGAGGAGGAAGAGGUGUUCCGGCAGUCUGUGCUGAGAGUGCUGUCCAUUGUUGGAUAUUCGCUGUCGUUUUCUUCUCUGUGUUUGGCUGUUCUGAUCAUGAGUCUGCUGAGGAAGCUUCACUGUACGAGGAACUACAUCCACAUCAAUCUCUUUGUAUCGUUCAUGUUCAGAGCAAUAGCAGUGAUCACUAAAGAGGUUAUAUUACAAGUCGCCUACUCUAACCUGCCCCGGGACGAAGUGGGAUGGAACAGCUACACCAAAUCUGCGAUCUCCUUCAUCUGCAAGGCGUCGAAGGUUUCUCUGGAGUAUUUUGUGGGCUGUAAUUAUUUCUGGCUGUUGGUGGAGGCCGUGUUCCUGCACACGCUGCUGUUCACCGCCGUCCUCACCAGGAAAACUCUGCUGAAGAAGUACAUCUUCAUCGGGUGGGGAACUCCUCUACUGUUCGUGAUUCCCUGGACUGUCGCCAAAACACUGUAUGAAAAUAAAAGCUGUUGGAUGAAUAACAUCCGCUGGAUCUGGUGGAUCAUCAGAGGCCCGAUCACACUAUCAGUGAUUGUAAUCUUCUGCAUUUUUCUGAAGAUCAUCAGACUGUUGUUGUCCAAGUUAAAGGCCGACCAGGUGAAGUUCACCGACUACAGAUACAGUUUAGCUCGAGCCACACUGGUGUUGAUUCCUCUGCUGGGCGUCCACCAGAUCGUCUUCACCCUGAUUAUUGAUGAAUCAGUGGAGGGAAGCAACCGAUACGCUCGAAACUUCGUCCAUCUGACCCUCAGCUCCUUCCAGGGUCUGAUAGUUGCGGUGCUGUACUGCUUCGCUAAUGGAGAGGUGCAGGCGGAGCUGAAGAAGCGCUGGCAGCUCUUGGUUUCCUCCAGUAGCUUCGAGGUUCACAGCUGUUUCUCAGACAUUCACCCGAAACACCUGUGGAAGUUCUCACAGAAGAGUCCUAGGCCACACCCACAACACACAGACACCAAUGAGGAGGGAGACCAGGACACCUCACAGCCACACCCACUGCAGCUCGACCAAUCAGCAGAGGCGGUGGCCUGUGGGCGGAGCUCGGGCCUGGAGCUGUACAUGAGGAAGAGUCUGUCCAGCAGUGACGGAGAAAUGACUUUAGGAGAAACCAUGGAGGAGAUCAUCGAGGAGAGCGAGUUCUAGGGUGAAUAUUUAUACUGCAGCACUGUAAAUGGCCUUGGUACCUGGCUUUUGUACAUAUGUGUAUAAUGUAAUGUGAUGCCAUGAAGGAGCUCAACAAUUUAAGCUUAGAAAGGUCAUAAUUGCUCAAGUUAUCCCCAGCUAAACCAGCCCACGUGAACAUAAAUGCUUUACUAGUUUAGAGUAAAUACUGUUUUGAUCAAUCCUAUAGUAAAGUGUAUUAUACUGUAUAUAGUAUUAAUCUGCAGCCUACUGUAGUAUUAACUUGUGUUUCAGUAGCAACUAUAGAAUCCAAUAAUAUCCAUCUGCAGACCCACAAACGUUUCAGGCACACACGAUCCAGACAAACCAUACAAGGUUAUGACGGAUGUUAAUGUUGUUAACGUCUUCUCGGACAUUUUCAUAUAUAUUUUCAAUAAAUAUUGUACACAAUAAGCACAGAUUUAUUCACAAAUAAAUCGAUCCCUCCGUUAGACCACCUUGGUCCCACAUUCAUUUCGAAGGAGUGCUACCCUGUACUAAAAUGGCGGCUCUGUUAUCACAUUCCUUCUAAAAGAUACUAAUAGCGUGGGCAACAUCUAAUGUAAAUAUCGAUGGCAGAUCAAUUACUAUAGUUAAUGUGUUUCCAUAGCAACUGUAGAAUCACAGCAACAGAUCAGUUAUUGUAGUUAUUUUGUUACCUUAUCAACUGUGAAAUCACCACAGCAGAAUAAUUACUGUAGUUGUUGUUACCAUAGCAACUGUAGAAUUACCAUA